AUGGAUACCUCACAUGACCCUGCAGAAUACAGUAUAGUGCAGUUAUUAGGAAUGAAGAAUCCGGAAGAAGUUUUAGAGCGAUGGCGCAAUGACACCUCCGCGAAUAAAAUGCCUUUCAAUCACACAUCAUCUACUCAGGAAAUGUUCCUUUCAUCGUACAUAAUUGGGCAUAAAAUGCGUGAAGCCGGUGGAAAGGUAUGAAG
Molecule: messenger RNA, 203 nt
Organism: Strongylus vulgaris
Lineage: Eukaryota; Metazoa; Nematoda; Chromadorea; Rhabditida; Strongylidae
Source: the annotation of a GenBank genome assembly